AUGCCCAUUGAAUUACAGAGAUCUCAACAACUUCAUCACGACCUUGACCGCCGCAUCACGACGCUGCCUAUCUCGUCACCAUUGACUGACCUCUCAGAAAAUGAUCAGCCCUCAUCAUCACCAUUGACUGAACUAUCAGAAACUUCACCGUUUAUAGGAUCAGCCGCUCUGCCUCACCGCAGCGAAGGAACCUCGCAGGCUAACCUGGAUAACUCAUCUCCCUUGAAGAGACGCUCAAGUAUCAUUCCCUUUUACCAGCCGAAGCGCAAGCAGCAACGACAUAUCGCUUUCGUUCCUGCCACGCUUCUUCCGCCAACUCCAGCUCAGGAUUUCACCCCGGCUCAAUUGCUUAUCCAGCAGAAGAUGGCCUUUGAGUAUGUUCGCAAGAGUUUCAGGGACAGUCUUGUUGUUACUGUGGAUUACGACCUCGCAGUAGCGCGGUUCUUGCAGGAGACUUCUCAUCUCCCCCUCGGAGAUAUCCCACAGUCAGUCGAAUUUGUGCUCACACAAUCCAGAAACGAAGGACAGUCGACAUCACUUCAACAUGAUGUUUAUGUAUGUGCAAGGUACAUCAUGAAAGACCUACUGGCUUACAAUUCCAACCCAGGUCGGGAGAAACCUUUUGCGCUACGUUAUCCAAAUCUGCGCGCCUUGAAAGCUCUCGCCAUGAAAAACUCCGCUUCACCUCGGGAGCUGCCUUCGGAUGUCCCUAUCAUAUUAUUGGACAUCGCUGGGCGAGUGCUUGCAGUUGGACUGCCUCCUAAACGAACCAAGUCGCCAGAAACCGAGGAUGCCGACGUAUGUCCAAUUUCGCAAUUUCUUACCAAACCGCGCGACACUUACCUGAUAUUCGCACCAAAGCAAGUCGAUUCAACAAAGGUCAAGCUUGCUGAGCACAAGCCCGUUGAAAAAAUCAACAAUGGAUCUGGGGAUCCCAAAAACGCGAACACCGGUACGAACAAACCUGCCAUGGAUCGCGCCGACCGGGCGCUCCUUGCUUGCCUUGGCUCGGCAAGAAUACAUAACCUACCGGUUGUGGAUCAAGAUCUUAUCGACAGGACACCCACAAACAAUUCACAUCUUCUCACACCUUUCCCACUCACCCUGAAAAGCGGGUCACAGCUUUCGCAAUCUGCCAGCCAGCCUUCGGUACACUUUGGGGCAAUUUAUGGAACAGUCCAAUAUCAGUCUCUUGGGUAUGGAUUAGGUGAUACCCAUUCGGCGGACAUAGCAGACAGGAAGCUGGCCUUUGGCCCCGACCGUCAAGGAUCUUUGAUGGCGGACGCCGCAUGGCGGAAUCGCGUCGUAGGGAAAGAAAACUUACCUCAGGCGAUUCAGAUGAAUGAUGGCCCCCUCUACAAGAGACGUGAGAAUGCGCGAGUCACCAUGGAGCUGGGUUGGCAGUACGAUGUCUCGCUCGCAGUGAUUCUGGCUGUCCAGCCCGAGGCGUACAAAAUAGCACAUCAAAAUAUUGAUUUACUCUCUGAGGAUGGUGAUGUACUUGUGAAACAGCGGAUUCACCACAUGCGCCAUCGAAUUUUGUGUGGUCGCCAAAUAUCGUACAAUAUGCAGUGUGACUAUCACCAAGACGGAAAAAACUCAAACCUUCUCGACUCUGUCUUUUUCCUUGGUAGUGGAUACACCGGAGCGAGGUUUGCACUACCCGAUUUAGGAGUCACAUUGUGCGGAGACCAUGGAUACUCUGUGCAUGGCUUAUUCAAAGUCUUGUUGCAUUCCGUGACCCACAUACUCCGCCAACCAGGCCAUGCUCAACCCCCACAACGGAUAUCACUAGCCAUAUAUAACCACGCGGACCUUUUUGCUGGUGUCGCCCGGUACUCCGCAGCCAAAGACUAUAGUGGUCUGUUCAGUAAUCCCUUGCUGUGGUUACCCCUUUCGCCUUGUAAUUUUUCUGUGUCUGAAAGUGUCAAAACCCUACGAGACGCAGGAAAACAGAUAUGGAAGGAUUACAAACAUAUGCAAUAA
Messenger RNA from Melampsora larici-populina 98AG31, 1986 nucleotides. RefSeq lists its product as uncharacterized. Bases 1 to 1986 code for a protein of 661 amino acids. The transcript has 7 exons. The record is from RefSeq and is a predicted model, not a curated record. Lineage: Eukaryota; Fungi; Basidiomycota; Pucciniomycetes; Pucciniales; Melampsoraceae.